CGCGGAACCCCUCUUGACCUCAACAUUCCCCCCUGCUACCCACCAUAUAAGCACAAGAUGGCGACCACAAAGCAAAGGUUAGCUCUCUCCAUCAUCGACUUCCUCAACACCUCCCUCACCGACGGCACCCUCACCGAAGACGACCGCGAGAGCAUCGAAGUCGCCCAAUCAUGCAUAUCCGAGUCCUUCAAGGUCGACCCCACGGACGCGACACCCAAGGAUUCGCAGACCCUGCUACAGAUCUACAGCGUCUAUGAGAAGCUGAAGGGAAAGACUCCCGCUGGACCAAGCACCACCGCCACGGGCGAGAAGAGCACGCCUGAUGCGCAGAAGGAGCCAACAGAGGCGCAGAAGAAAGAGGCCGAGACUCUAAAGAGCCAAGGAAAUGCCGCCAUGGCGAAGAAGGAUUACCCCACUGCCAUUGACCUUUACUCCAAGGCGCUAGCCAUCGUUCCGGGCAACCCCAUCUUCCUGUCGAAUCGUGCCGCGGCCUACUCGGCAUCCAAGGACCACGAGUCUGCGAGGGCGGACGCAGAGGCGGCUGUGGCUGCGGACCCGAACUACACGAAGGCGUGGUCACGAUUGGGCCUGGCGAGAUUUGCGCUGGGUGAUGCGAAGGGCAGUAUGGAGGCUUACCAGAAGGGUAUCGAAUACGAGGGGAAUGGAGGCAGUGAUGCGAUGAAGAAGGGCUAUGAGACUGCGAAGAAGAGAGUUGCCGAAUUGGAGGAGGGAGGGGACUCCGAGAACGACGAUGUUGCUGAGAGAGGCGCCGGUAAUGGUGCUGGUGGUGCUGGUGGCCUGCCAGAUUUGGCGUCGAUGUUUGGAGGCGGUGGUGGUGGAAUGCCCGAUCUGAGCUCUAUCAUGAGCAAUCCUAUGUUUGCAAACAUGGCGCAGAACCUGAUGAGCAACCCGGAGGCGAUGUCUAGCAUCAUGAACAACCCAAGGCUGCGUGAGAUGGCCAGCCAGUUUGGCGGCGGCGGGGGUGGUGGAAAUGGCGGCAGAGGCAUGCCUGAUCUGGCAAGCCUGAUGCAAGACCCAAGCAUUGCCGAGAUGGCAAGAAAUAUCAUGGGGGGUGCAGGACGUGGAGGACGAGGCGCUGGCCAGUAAUUUGAUUUCUCCAUACACGA
Molecule: messenger RNA, 1127 nt
Organism: Amorphotheca resinae ATCC 22711
Lineage: Eukaryota; Fungi; Ascomycota; Leotiomycetes; Helotiales; Amorphothecaceae
Exons: 2
Coding region: 58-1107 (349 amino acids)
Biological process (GO): post-translational protein targeting to endoplasmic reticulum membrane
Cellular component (GO): TRC complex; membrane
Molecular function (GO): molecular adaptor activity; protein binding
Source: RefSeq, a predicted model, not a curated record